Molecule: messenger RNA, 934 nt
Organism: Caenorhabditis sp. 36 PRJEB53466
Lineage: Eukaryota; Metazoa; Nematoda; Chromadorea; Rhabditida; Rhabditidae
Source: the annotation of a GenBank genome assembly
AUGGAGAAGAUUCUCGUCACCGCCUCUGCUACCGCAGCCACUUUCGCCGUUUUCGCGGUUCUCUUCACCGUUCCACAACUCUACAACACCAUCAACGAGGUGCACGAUCAGGUAAACAUUUCCCACAUUUUCAUGGCAAAACGUUAUUCUCUUCUUACAGGUUCUCGAUGGAGUCUCCGUCUUCCGCGCCGAGACCGACUCUGCCUGGACCGAGAUGAUGGACAUCCAAAUCACCGUCACCCCACCAUCGAAGCCACGUGUCAACCCAUUCAACUCGAUCUUCCGCCAGAAGCGUCAGACCUUCUCCGGACUCCCAGCCUGGUGCCAAUGCGAGCCAACUAAGCCAACCUGCCCGCCAGGACCACCAGGACCACCAGGACAGCCAGGACAGCCAGGACUCCCAGGAGGCCCAGGACCAAAGGGAGAGGACAGCACUGUCACCUACGCCCCGAUCACCUGCGCUCCAGUCAGCCAGGACUGCAUCAAGUGCCCAGAAGGACCAGCCGGACCAGAAGGACCAGCUGGAUCUGCUGGACCAGCCGGACCAGACGGACAGCCAGGAGCCCCAGGAAACGCCGGAGCCCCGGGAGCCGACGGACAGCCAGGAGCCCCAGGAGACGAUGGACAGCCAGGAGCCCCAGGACAAGACGGAGCCCCAGGAGCCCCAGGAAAGGACGGACAACGCGGAUCCGGAGCCGCUGGAGCCCCAGGAGCCCCAGGAAACGCUGGACCAGCUGGACCAGCCGGACAAGACGGAGCCCCAGGACAAGACGGACAGCCAGGACCAGCGGGACCAGCCGGACAGGACGGAGCCCCAGGAAACGCCGGAUCCGACGGACAGCCAGGAGCUCCAGGAGGCCCAGGACUCCCAGGAAACGACGCCGCUUACUGCGCGUGCCCACCAAGAUCCGCCGUCUUCGUCUCCCGCCAUUAG